Parastagonospora nodorum SN15 is the source of this 870-nucleotide messenger RNA. RefSeq lists its product as hypothetical. The transcript is spliced from 3 exons. The record is from RefSeq and is a predicted model, not a curated record. The coding region runs from base 1 to 816 and encodes 271 amino acids. NCBI's taxonomy places the organism in Eukaryota, Fungi, Ascomycota, Dothideomycetes, Pleosporales, Phaeosphaeriaceae. Gene Ontology annotation, molecular function: oxidoreductase activity, acting on the CH-OH group of donors, NAD or NADP as acceptor.
AUGUCUACCACCGUUGUCAUCGGCGCCUCGCGCGGAAUCGGGUAUCAAUUCAUUCAAACCCUCGCCGCUGAGGGAAAUACCGUCGUUGGGACUGCACGCAAUACCGCCGACCUCGAGGGCAAGCUGAAAGCCGACAAGGUUGCAAAUGUGCAUGUCGUCGAGGCUGACUUGGUUUCUGCGGACUCCUUGAAAGCUGCAGCAAAGGCCACAUCCUCCCUUGUCAACGGCCAGAUCGAUCACCUGAUCAUCAACGGCGCCUUUCUCUCUUCCACCACAGGUGGCAUGAACCCCACUGAUUUCGCCGAAAAGCCCGAGCUCUUCCUUGAGGAGCUUAAGAAGAGUGACGAGGCCAAUGUGGCUGGACCGCUGUUCGCGAUCAACGCCUUCCUGCCGCUCCUCCGCAAAGGCACGGAGAAGCGCGUUACGUACAUAUCCAGUGCCGUUGCUGAUGGGCCUGAGACUGUGGCGGCCCGCAUCGCGAACUCAGUUCCGUACAGCGCAAGCAAGGCGGGAGGUAACAUUGUCAUCACCAAGUUUGCGGCCGAGCUCCAGGACGAAGGCUUCACCUUCCUGAGCAUUGCGCCUGGCGCAGUUGCGACGGACACGCUGAUGAACGCGUCCGCCAAUUUCAGCGAAGCGGAUAAGGAGAAGAUGCAGGGCAUGUUCGCCAGGCUGAUGCAAAAGUACCCCGAAUGGAAGGGUCCGGUCACUCCUGAGGAGAGCGUGAAGAGGAUCUUGGAAGUCGUAAAGAAGUCUAAGCCUGAGCAGAGUGGCCAGUUCUUGAGCUACUGGGGCAACACUACCGAGUGGUUGUAGAUACAAGAAUGAUUGUAGACACAAGAAUGGUUAUAAAUACAUGAAUGGUUGUAG